Messenger RNA from Papaver somniferum (opium poppy), 1428 nucleotides. RefSeq lists its product as uncharacterized. The transcript is spliced from 4 exons. The coding region runs from base 1 to 1428 and encodes 475 amino acids. The record is from RefSeq and is a predicted model, not a curated record. Lineage: Eukaryota; Viridiplantae; Streptophyta; Magnoliopsida; Ranunculales; Papaveraceae.
AUGGAAUACUUAUCUAGGUCUUUGUUAGUUGCUGAAACUAAUAAGUUUAUCACUGGCAUUAAAGUUUCUAGGAAAGCUCCGCCUAUGACUCAUCUACUUUUUGCUGAUGAUAUCCUUAUAUUUGGUCAAGCUAAUAUUAACAAUCUUAGUCCUAAUGAUUGUGCCAUUCUUGCUCAGGCUCUUAACAUGUCUUUGGUUUCUGAUUCUGAAUAUUAUUUUGGAUCUCCUUUACUUCUUGGUCAUUCUAAGAUUAAGUCUUUUGAUCCUAUUAUGCAAUCCUUUGAAGCUAGAUUAAGCAAUUACAUUGGCACCACUAUCAAUCAAGCAGGUAGAUCUACUCUUAUUAAGUCAGUUCUAAAUUCUUUACUAACCUAUCAAAUGGGAUGCAUCAAAAUUCCUACUACUUUGAUUAGCAAACUUGACUCUCUGCAAAGAAAUUUUUGGUGGGCUCAUAGGAUUGGUAAAGGGAUUAAAUUCAUUGCUUGGGAUGACAUAAACAUUCCUAAAGAUUUAAGAGGUUUAGGAUUUAGGAAUCUUGAAAAUUUCAAUAUUGCUCUGAUUUGUAAGCUUGUUUGGAAGAUUCUUACUGAACAGGAUGAACUUUGGGUGCAAAUUCUGAACACUAAGGAUUGGAAUGUGCACCUGGUUUAUUAUCUGUUUUCUCCUGAAUCUGCUGAAAGUAUUCUGGCGAUGACUAUUCCAGCUAUUGGUACAAUCUUAUUUGGAUACCAGAUAGGAAAGAACAAUUCUCAGUGCACAAGUUGUUCGGCUCAAGUUUGGAAGGCUUUAUGGAAAGUCAAAUUGCCUCACAAAGUUAAACUCUUUGCUUGGAAAUGCAUUAGAGACAUAGUUCCAACUAGAGACAAACUUUCUAAGUAUAAACCAAAUAUAGAACUUCAUUGUAGUCUCUGCAAUCAUCCUAAUGAAUCUGUGAAUUAUAUGCUUCUGGAAUGUCCUUAUGCUAGAUCAGUUUGGUUGAGUUUAAACACUAAUGUUGGUAAUAUUAUGUUUCAGCAUGGUUCUCUAAAGAACUGGGUCAUCUCUUGGUUUUCUGCAGGAAAUAAUCUUAUCUUUGGAUCAGGUAUUACUAGGAAAGAAAUUAAUGAGUUACUCAUGGUAGCUGUUUGGACUAUCUGGAAAGAUAGGUGUUCUAAGGUCUUUCAGAACAUCAAUCCCAACAACAUGUUGUCUUUGGAAAAUAUUCAUGGGCUUACUGCUCUUGUUAAUAAUAAUAUUACUGUCAGUAACAACUCUUUGCAGGUGUUGAGGUGGAAACCUCCAGAUUCUGGUUACAUUAAAAUAAAUUUGGAUGCAUCUUUUCUGCAAGAAAAUAUACAGUGUGGUAUAGGACUGAUUAUAAGAAAUUUUGCAGGCAAAAGCAUUGGUGCUCAAGGGAAAUACUUUGAUGGAGGAAUGAUGCAGGACUAG